Molecule: messenger RNA, 4497 nt
Organism: Colias croceus (clouded yellow)
Lineage: Eukaryota; Metazoa; Arthropoda; Insecta; Lepidoptera; Pieridae
Exons: 9
Coding region: 698-3700 (1000 amino acids)
Source: RefSeq, a predicted model, not a curated record
UUGGCGCCAAAGAGCUUGGCGCUUAGGUACCUAUUCUAUUCGCAGUUUUCGCACGUCGCAUAUUCGCGGGUUAUGCUAUUUUUGUUGUGUAAUUGUGUGUUAUUGCGUUAAAUUGUGUAAAAUUGACUAAUUUAAGUGAAAUAGAUAAGAAUUGUUAAGAAUUAUUUUAAACAUGGAUCCCGCUAAAAUGAAAGUGCUCGAUCUACGAUCGGAGCUUGGUGCCCUCGGAUUAGACACCAGUGGGUCGACACUUAGAACAUCGUUUUGGUUAGGCUUCCAUUAUCAAGCAAUUUUAAACUUCUUUCAAUUGACAUAGAGUUCAAAUUAUUUUGUACUUUUCAAAGACCUUAGGGAGAGUCUGUUCUGCCAACUUUUAGAAAAAAUAAAAAUAUUUCUAAUGUUGGCCUUUCCGAUAUCUUGUCAAUGGUUAAGCAAAGACAACUUGAUUUUGAUUUAUUGUUUACAAAUUCAAAAUGGCGUAGUAGUUUUGUGUUUGUCUUGGCGGUUACAGUUCACGACUUCAUAAAAUUCUAUUUACUCGGCUAAUCACUGGACAUUUAACUAUCCCAAAUACGUUGAGUUGAGCCUGCUCCUCCGUUUUGUUGAUAAUUCCCCCCAUAGUGAAUCGUGUUGUGAGUAAGAACUAUAUUUGCGAGGUAUUGACUCUAUUUUAAGUGUGGUAUUAUUGUGAUUUGUGAUGUCUUAUUUAAAUCAUAAAUGUGUGCUUUGCGGCAAAAGGCGGAUGCCAAAUUCCAAUGUUUCUUUAUUUCGCUUUCCACUCGAUCCAGACCGGUGUCGGUUAUGGGUUAAAUUUAUUGGUAAUGAGGAUCUUGUACAUGUGGCAAUUGAAAAUCUUAAUGAAAGGAGGUUUGUUUGUGGGUCACACUUUUCUCAAGAUUCUCUUAAUAGUAAAGGAAAUCGUUUGAAGAAAUCUGCAAUUCCAACAAUGAAUUUACCACACCUUCCACUUACAGAUGAAAUUCUGAAAGAUUUUCCUUUACAUCUUAGUUACAAUAAACCGCAGAAACAAGUCCUAAAAUCAGGUCCGUUAAUGGAGUGCACCAACAUCAACAUUCAAAAAAAUCAAAGUAGUAUUUUAUCUAAAGAUGCCAACUUCAGUGAUAAAGAGAAUGUUGAAGAUUAUACUGCUACAUCAAAUAUAAUUAAUUUGUCAACUGAUGACUUAAUUCCUAUUGCAUCAAGUUCAAAGGCACCAGAACAUUUGACUUUCAGAAGGAAUACAGACCUUCCCGACACAUCAAUUUUAGAUACUUCAACAGAGGAUGCCGACGAGCCUCCCACUCGUUGCAAACCAGCUCCCAGAACUACUAGAAGAACGUCAUCAUCAAGACUGGCUGCUACUCCUAUUAUAGAAAAUGGUGUAAAAACUGAAGACAAUGCUGAGGAAGCGGUGGAAGUGAAGACCGAACCAGCGGAAGCAGAUGACAGUACAGCUGACAGCGAGAAUAAGGAAGAAACCAGUGAGGUGCCAGAAGUGACUGAAGACCAAGUGAUGCUCGGAGCCAAACUCGACAAGAGGAUCAAGUUUGUUAUCAGCUCUUCUCUGCCACCGCCACCACCGCCUAAUCAGGCCUUUGAGACGACAAGGGCCCCUGGGGGCUCCAUUCGAAUUACAGAACCUGUAAUAAGAACGUGCACUCCCAGGCAAUCUCUCAAAAGAAAACGUGUCGUCGAAGAGUCCAUUCAUUUCACCUCAGUCGAGAGGACAGCCGCCUGCGGAAUGGACCAGGAAGAGGAUGAGGCUGCGCUGGAGGAUCCGGAGCAAAUGGAGCAUGUGCGGAAGUGGGUGUGUGAGUUGCCGUCGCCAGGCACUUCCGGGUGUAUACCACCGUCGUCUAGUGUGCCCGACCCUGUGCCAUCAACAUCAGGUACUACGGUUCCUAUGCACACUAGAAUACGGGAAACCGAAGGCAGUGAGUUCGAUUCCGAUUUCGAUGAUGAAUUCGAUGUCGACGAACUCAUUGCUUCCGGCGGUAUGACUCGAAAUAUCCCGGACGACGACGAAUUGGAUGAUCGUGUUCGUAAAAUUGUACAAUCGGUGGAAAGGGCAAUGGAUGAAGCUGUCGACAACUGGGUUGGCACGUCUACUGUUUUCCAUUGGCAAGCAAACUUUGAUAGCUUUGGUGGUGUGCCUGAAACCUUUUCAGGGCCAACCCCAGGAGCUAUCAAAGACUACGAUACGCCCUAUGAAGCCUUUACAGAUAUCUGGAGUAGAGACAUCAUGGAGCUUAUCUGUAAGGAAACCAAUAGAUAUGCUAAGCAAGUUGUCGAUGCUGAAACUGCAGCUGGCACUUUGAAAGCAUCAUCUCGUUUACAUCGUUGGGUUGACACCGAUGUAGACGAGUUGUAUUUGCUUUUUGCUAUUUAUAUAUUCAUGGGGAUUGAUCCGCGUACUUCUCAGCAUGAAUAUUGGAAGGUCAACAGCUAUCUGGAAAUGCCAAAGUUCAGACAGUUGAUGACAUACAACCGCUUCAUAUUGCUAAGCAAAUUUCUGCAUUUUACGGACAAUUCUGAUGUGAGUCAGGAUUUGCCGUUAAGUGGAGGAAUACAGCUUUCAGCAAAGUUGCGGAAACUCGCACCAGUUAUUUCCCAUUUAAAUUCAAAAUUCGAGUGUUUGUACAAUUUAAAUCAAGAUAUAGCUAUUGACGAGUCAUUGACCUUAUACAAGGGCCGCUUGUCCUGGGCUCAAGCUAUAAGAUCAAAGGCCGCGCGAUUUGGUAUUAAAUCUUUUGAACUUUGCGAGUCUAAAACUGGAUAUAUGUACAGGUUUGAUAUUUACACUGGGAAGAAUUCUGAACGCAGCAAUGUGGCUCUUAGUGUUGAUUUAGCUGGCAAGAGUACCCAAGUGGUACUCGAUUUAUUGAAAGGUCUCGAUCGGAGAGGACACUGUGUUACGAUGGAUAAUUAUUAUAAUUGCCCAUCGUUGGCACGGUACCUUAAAACUUUGGGAUUUGAUUGUCUGGGGACAUUGCGCCCUAAUCGCGAACACGUACCAGAGGAGAUUGCUAAGGUUCCGAAGAAUGUGGCCAAGGGUACGAUCGUGAGUCGUCACUCUGGUGACGUUUCAUGCAUUGCAUGGAAAGACUCCAAAGUGGUCACUAUGAUCUCCACCUACCACACCGACGAAACCUAUGUAAGUCGAAAGGCUGGACGCGAGCUUGUAAAGCCCGUAGUUGUGAGAGAUUACAACAAUACUAUGGGAGGUGUUGAUCUGAAAGAUCAAAAACUCUCUAUGUAUUUGUUGGAGCGAAAGAGAUGUUUGAAAUGGUACAUGAAAAUGUUUAAAAGGCUGCUGAACGUCAGUGUGCACAACGCGCUCAUAUUAUUGUUGAGUUCUUUGGGUCGUCGAAAUAUGGCUUUGCUUACGCAUCGUAAAUUCCGCGAACAGCUCGCCUCAGCCCUCGUGACGGCUCAUCGCCGCCCGUCACGGGAGAUUGUAGUGCCUGUAGAGGAAAAUACGAGGCUAAGAAGGGACAUCAUGCACGUACCCGAAUACCUCGCCUCUAAUAAGAGAAUGCGUUGUCACAUUUGUCUUCGCAAUGGUACACGAAAGAUGGUGCAUUUGAAAUGCGAAACCUGCGACGAGGCUAUGUGCUUUGGGGAUUGUUGGAAGGUUUGGCAUACCGCCCAACAACUCCCAGGCAAAAUUAUCCACGUUCGAAAAGGGAGGCGUAAUUGAUAAUGCAUCAUCUUUUUGUACUUGAUUUGAAUGGUUCCUGAAUGAUGAUUAGAAUGUUCCUGAUGAAUGAAUGGAUUUGGUUGUGUUUGCCAUUAUGAUUCAAUUUCCCUAGACAAUAAUCUUUCCAUAAAUAGGACAAUUGCUUGUUAUGUUAUGAUGUAAAUUCCAGAUUUUUUACUCAUAGCAUUGGUUGACACUAGGCGGAAUUCUUAGUCAUACAGUAUUCUGUUGCUUUGCAGUUAGCGGCGCCCUUUGAGUAUAUAAAUAAGUGCCUUUGUGUCAGUUGUGGCAUUUGUUAUCCUUUCAUUCAACCCCAUUGUACAAUAUUACGACACGUUAUCUAGUUCGCGGUAUGUGUGCGCGUGUAAGAGAUGAUUGAAUGAUUGUUAUUAUAUCCUAGAUGUACAUAUUAUUAUAAUAAUGUAAUACAUAUUGACUGUAUGCAUCGUCAUGAUUGUUUCAUUAGAUUGUGUAUGUAUUUUAUAAUACACAAUUGUGUAUAUAUUUAGUUACUGUAACAUCUAUCAACAUAUAUUUUAUAGUUUGUAUUGUAAUUUUUUCUAUUUUGUUCGUCAACUGACUAGAUAUUAGUGGAUACUUUUGUGUUCAAAAUGAUGAUGAAAUGAGAAUGAUGUCAAAAUAAAUCAGUACCUAUUUGUAUACACAACUUUGUGUUUCUGGUUUUAUUUGAGUUUGUCCAUAAAAAAUUAUGUAUGUUAAUUGUAAUAAUCAAAAUAUUGUAUGAUUGUUUGUAUGAAAUACCUACCUAUUUUUUAUAAAUACCAUUUUUCAUAUUA